AUGACAGAACUCGUCGGCAAUUGGCUCCACUUCAGUCCUCAACCGCUUAAACGAAAGCGCGCCGAAGUUGUUUGUUUCUAUUGCCAUUCAAAGAAGAUCAAGUGUGAUUUGCAGAGCCGGACGUCGCAAGGGCAAGCGAAAUGCUCCAACUGCGAUAACCAAGAUCAAGAUUGUCAUCUUCGGCCGUCGAGAAGGGGCAAACAGCGCCCGAGAGCGUCUACACAGGCUGAGUGUGGAACUGAAAGCGACACUAUUGUCGCCGCAGGCGACGAUGCGGGAGAGAAUGACCCAGAGCCACCCAAUCCGACAGAAAUCGAUUUUGAUGAUAACGUAAUUGACCCAGGCAUAGGUGAUACGCCAGCACAUCUGCAUACGACACCAAUUCAGGUCGCGUUCAACAUACCAUCGGCUGAGCAUGCACCAGAUAUUACGAUUGACCAUCUGACCAAGUCAAGUACAUCGCCGACAGAAGGUGCUGGCCGCAGUCAUGCAGGAGACGUUGAUACAGGAUUCCUUCAGAUCUACGGACCGGAGAAUCAACUCGAAGCAGAACAGCAAGAACUUGUCGCGAAUCUCGAGCUUCGCAAUCCAGCAUCAGAUCCUCGACAACAAGAGCUGCAACAGAGCUUUUCAGAAACAUAUUUCGAGUACUGCUAUCCAUGGUGUCCUGUACUCGACCAUGACACGCUCGACUCUGAACUUGCGCGGUCACCCAUACUUGCGAAUGCACUUGCGCUCGCCGCGAGCCACAUUCAACCACCGUUGAUACCCCACCAAGGGCCAGCCGCUUACUACGAAAAAGCGAGGAUGAUGUUUUAUAUGGAUGAAGAGCCGGAUAUACUUACAUCUCUCAAGGCUGUCUCUUUGUUCUACUGGUGGGCACCUCGGUCACCUUCGACAGCACAUCGACAUGCAAGCUGGUGGUGGACCUCUGUCAUAAUACGGCAUGCACAGCAGAUGAACAUCCACCGUGAGCCGAAACAAGAUGGCGCGGCUUCGAGUGCGCUUCACCUGAGUUUGCGGCGACGAUUAUGGUGGACUGUCUUUGCACGAGAGCGAUUGACGUCGCUUUGCCAAAGCAAACCCUGCAUCAUUUGCCCCGAGGAUAUGACGAUACAAGAAGUGCAACCGUCAGAUUUCCCAAGCAAUCCAGCAUCACAGAAAAAAGGUCGGAUAUUCAUGUACUGGGUCCGUCUUUGCGCUAUAAUGGGUAAAGUGUCCAAGGCACUAUCAAAGUCAGUAGACUCGUCCUCGGAGGCACCAACAUUCCCCACUGAGCUUAGACAAGAGCUUGUCUCGUGGGUUCAGUCUUUACCGCCAGACCUUCAACUACCAAUAGGCUCAAGUCGAACGGAAGGAUUCGAUCGAGAUGUUCAUCAAUUGCAUCUCCCGUACUUGACAACAAUCAUUGUGAUGCACUUACAGAGAACAACACCAGACUUACCGCAAGCUUUACCGCCCGCUAUCUUGGCUGCUUCAUGCAUCGCAAGAAUUCUGAGAGAUAUAUUGUCACGUGGCAACGCUCGUUUUCUCAUGGCAAUUACUUGCUGGUACUGCGGUACUGCCUUCAUCGCGUUACUACAAGCAAGUCGAAUCAAGCAGUUUUCCCAAGAAGCAAAAGACGGAUUAGACAUUCUGGACCAAGCAGUCGGACAGCUUCAGCAAAUGUGGGCUUCUGCUAAUGUAAUCAGACAAGGCUUUGAACGAUUGCGCGCUCUACCUCGGAGUAUGAUGCAUGCUGGCAAGGGUAGAGUGACGGCUUCCAAUGGCGGGCCAUCGAAUGACUUUGACUGGAAGCUUUUGUUUCCGUUUGUUACUAGAUCUACAAGUCUUAUUGCGGAUUGUCUGCUUGCUGAUGAUGAGUUUGGGACAACGGCGACGGCGCUACCGUCACCGGAGAAUGCUGUUUUUCAUGAAGAUCUGCUCAAUCGAUAUCAUGAUUUACUUGAGCCGUUUGUUGAUUAUAAUUUUGACUUUUCAAACAUUAAUCUUCAUAUCCUAUAG
Fusarium poae is the source of this 2004-nucleotide messenger RNA. RefSeq lists its product as uncharacterized. The record is from RefSeq and is a predicted model, not a curated record. Gene Ontology annotation, molecular function: DNA binding; zinc ion binding; DNA-binding transcription factor activity, RNA polymerase II-specific. Lineage: Eukaryota; Fungi; Ascomycota; Sordariomycetes; Hypocreales; Nectriaceae. The transcript has 4 exons. Gene Ontology annotation, biological process: regulation of DNA-templated transcription; DNA-templated transcription. The coding region runs from base 1 to 2004 and encodes 667 amino acids.